Penicillium olsonii is the source of this 1863-nucleotide messenger RNA. The record is from the annotation of a GenBank genome assembly. NCBI's taxonomy places the organism in Eukaryota, Fungi, Ascomycota, Eurotiomycetes, Eurotiales, Aspergillaceae.
AUGGACAUGAUAGACUCAGGGGGCAUCAAGCGCAUUCGACAGGCUUGUGCUACCUGCAGACGCAAGAAGACCAAAUGUACCGGUGACCGCCCGAUCUGCUCCCACUGUCGACGCAACCGCUUGGCCUGCGUUUAUGAGCCCUACUCAGCCACUGUCGCCGACAACCCUCCUCCGAAUCCGACCGUACCCUUGACCGCGAUCGCGAAUAAUCUGAACAAUGUCGAAUUGCUGCAAAGAAUAAGCACGAUAGAGUCGCGCCUGGCCCAACUGAGUGGAACAACCCAACCAUCGCUCCCCCCUCCCGUUUUACGCUCCGUGAUCGACACCUACUUUUUACGCGUCCAUAAUCAACCCUACUCUUAUUUCCAGGAAUCCUCAUUCCGGCACAAGUUAGAGAAUAACUUGUUACCACGAUGUCUCAUAUUGGCGGUGCUGUCAUCUGCGGUGCGAUUCUCAGUGCAUGAGUUUUACGCGGGCCAAACGCGUCAAGCGUCGGAGAAAUACGCCCGAGAAUCAUGGCUAUCGGUUCUGGCAGAGCACUUGACCAUGGAAGAUAAUCUGAAUGUUCAUGUCGUCCAGACGGUCAAUCUGUUGGCAGUUGUUGAUUAUACAGCCGGUCGCGCACGGUCGGGUUGGCUCAAGAUUGGCCUGGCCGCCCGAAUAUCGCAGGAUUUACACCUCAUGUCUGAGCCCGACCAGUGGAUGUCUUAUUCCGAGCAGGAAGAACACCGAAGGGCGUUCUGGUCAAUAUAUUUACUUGAUAAACUGAUCUCCUGCGGGCGCUCUCGACCCCUCAUCAUUCUAGACGAGGAUUGCGAAGUCCAACUUCCAUGCGACGAGAGCACCUUCCGACAGGGAGAAUGGAGAAAAACUAAUACCAUCGGGCAGUUGCUGGACUGGAACUCCAAGCUGAGCGAAAGUCCUAGCCCAUUUGCGCUGGUGGUGCUGAUGGCUUCGAUCUUUGGCCGAUGUACACGAUACGUCCAUCAGAGUAGGAAAAUGGAAGAGAUUCCUCCAUGGGAUCCCAAAUCGGAAUUUUCUGCGAUAAAUUCGUCGCUCUUGCUCUUAGAGUCAUACUCUAAGAGUUCGAGCUGGCAACUUUCCGACGUCCUUCACGGAAGCAUUCAGGCUGACGGCGUGGUCGAUCGGCAAGAAAUCGGACAUCUGAUCUUUGCCCAUACCCUCUUCCACCUCUGCCACUGCCUCUUGAACCACCCGUUCCUCGUGCGGCGGUGGCUGAAGCCUUUUGGGGUCAGAGCACCGGCUAGUUUCUCAUCUCGAGCCCUUCAAGAUGGAUGCGAGCAUGCCAUCCAGCUCAUGGACCUGCUUCAACAAGCUACCGACCAUGGGUGUCUUGUGGAGUCUUCUUUUUACGCUUACUGCAUUGCCAUAGCCGGGGGGAUCCACUCCCUGACCUCACACUUUGACCAAGACAGGGGCCACGAGUCGAACAGUGCCAUCUAUCUUCAACAAUGUAUCGAUUCCUUAGAGCGAUUGGCGAAGCUUUGGGCUCACGCUGGAAACAUUGCUGCGUCGCUACGCGAGUUCCACUCCAUCUCUCAGCCAUUCGCUACCUUACUUGAUCCCAACCAUCUCAUGGACGAGCUGGACUUUGGCUCCGAAGAAGUCAUGUGGUCAAUGAUAGACUAUGCCAUAUUGGGCGCCGAUCCGAGCAAAAAGCAGCCGUCCCCUCAAACCGCUGCGAAUAUGCCGUCACCUACCUGGACUUUGGGGGCCGGAAUGCUGGGACAAGACGGAUAUAGCCCCAGUGGCAAUAUUCUAGGGGGCAUCACCCCCUCCAUACGACUUGAGGAAGUAGAACAAUUCCUCAACUGUAGCCCUCGGCCAGGGAAUAUAAUAUAA